Danaus plexippus (monarch butterfly) is the source of this 519-nucleotide messenger RNA. RefSeq lists its product as uncharacterized. The coding region runs from base 69 to 419 and encodes 116 amino acids. The record is from RefSeq and is a predicted model, not a curated record. Lineage: Eukaryota; Metazoa; Arthropoda; Insecta; Lepidoptera; Nymphalidae. The transcript is spliced from 3 exons.
AUACAUUAUCCCGGGUUUAUUUUCUUACUCUCUCGCCGACUAUCGACUAUAGCGAAGGACUUCCGACAAUGAUCCUAUUAUUAUGUUUUGUGGCAACAAUUAUCAUCCCUGCGUCAAUGCAAUCAACAUUUUCGAACGAGCUGUGCCAGUAUCCUAAGGACCCCGCAUGCCGCAAUCGCCAAGCAUUGUAUUUGAGAGUCUUAGAUGAUUCAUAUAAAGACGACAUGGAAUAUAUACAAGCCUUACGUUCUUGGAGAAGUCGUCACAGGAGACACAAAAAACUCAGUUCUAAUGAUGUCAAUGAUUUGGAUGAAAAGAGGCGUAAUAAGAGAAAAAGGCUAUAUGGGCCCGUAAUGAUUUUUCAGGCGGUAACAUCUGCACUUGAACUAGUCCACUCUGUUGUUCAGAAAAUAGGCUAGUAGUAGGUAGCAGGGGUUAAAAGUCUCUCAGAGCUGCCACGGUAAUGAUUUAUAUCAAUUUGUCAUGAAUUGUUUAGAUUAAAAUAAAAAUUAAAUAAAA